Scheffersomyces coipomensis is the source of this 198-nucleotide messenger RNA. It is a transcript of the gene CAP1, whose product is annotated as DNA-binding transcription factor. NCBI's taxonomy places the organism in Eukaryota, Fungi, Ascomycota, Pichiomycetes, Serinales, Debaryomycetaceae. Gene Ontology annotation, biological process: regulation of DNA-templated transcription. The annotation marks the transcript as partial. Gene Ontology annotation, molecular function: transcription cis-regulatory region binding; DNA-binding transcription activator activity, RNA polymerase II-specific. The transcript has a single exon. Gene Ontology annotation, cellular component: RNA polymerase II transcription regulator complex. The record is from RefSeq and is a predicted model, not a curated record.
AGAAAACCAAUAGAAACUGAACCUAAAUCAAAGAGAACUGCUCAAAAUAGAGCUGCUCAACGUGCUUAUCGUGAACGUAAAGAACGCAAAAUGAAAGAUUUAGAAGAUAAAGUUAAGAAUUUAGAAGAUAAAAAUAUUAAAGUUACUACUGAAGCUGAUUUCUUAAAAGCUCAAGUUGAAAUGUUAAAGAAGGAAUUA